AUAAAAAAACGAGAAAAUGGCCCAUGACUAAAACUCGACCCGCAAAACAGAGGGUUGAGAUAGAAAAACAGAUAGAGAUUGUGUUUAUUGAAAGCGCGAGUGGGUCCCAACGAUGAACGCGGAAGAUGCAUCUCCGGCAGCGGCCAUAACGCGGUGGAAGUUCGAGGUAUCACGGCGGUACCGACACAUUCUCGAUAAAUCAACGCCGCACGUGGGGCAGCGUUGGUUGGGUUGCCUCGUGGUUGCAAUGGUUUACGUGCUUCGUGUUUACAUGGUGCAAGGCUUCUACGUUGUCUCCUACGCUCUCGGCAUUUACAUCCUCAACCUUUUGAUCGGAUUCCUUUCGCCUCAGGUUGAUCCGGAGAUUCUCGACGCUGAUCAUGGUCCAUCGCUUCCUACCUCCGGUUCGGAUGAGUUUCGUCCAUUCGUUCGUCGUUUACCUGAGUUUAAGUUCUGGUACUCAAUCACAAAGGCAUUUUGCAUUUCGUUUGUGAUGACUUUCUUCAGUGCGUUUGAUGUCCCCGUGUUCUGGCCAAUACUCCUCUUCUACUGGGUGGUUCUAUUCACGCUUACUAUGAGGAGGCAGAUUGCUCACAUGAUCAAGUACAAAUAUGUACCAUUCUCAUUUGGAAAACAGCGCUAUGAUGGGAAGAGAGCAUCGGCAGAAAGCACUAGACUUUCGGAGGACUGAUUUUUUCAAUUUAACUGAAGCUUCAUUUGUUUCAUUUAAGUCACAGACCUGCAUGUAGCUUGAUAUCAUUUACAAGUAAAAUUUGGCAGCUGGAGCAACAUGAAGAUGUGAUGGCAUCUGAGAGAGGUUACUUUGUGGUCUAGUAGGGACAACUGGACAUUGAAUUCCAUGUUGAAAAAUUGUUAGACUUUAGACUACCUGGAUGUUUUUCAAACUCUAGUAAAUGAUUUAGCUUUAGGGGUGUGAGAUAUUGUGGUUUAUAUAUUGGUUCUUUAUCUUAA
Molecule: messenger RNA, 972 nt
Organism: Lathyrus oleraceus (garden pea)
Lineage: Eukaryota; Viridiplantae; Streptophyta; Magnoliopsida; Fabales; Fabaceae
Product: protein RER1A
Exons: 3
Coding region: 113-691 (192 amino acids)
Biological process (GO): retrograde vesicle-mediated transport, Golgi to endoplasmic reticulum; protein retention in ER lumen
Cellular component (GO): Golgi membrane
Source: RefSeq, a predicted model, not a curated record